Molecule: messenger RNA, 2356 nt
Organism: Gavia stellata (red-throated loon)
Lineage: Eukaryota; Metazoa; Chordata; Aves; Gaviiformes; Gaviidae
Gene: PGAP6
Product: post-GPI attachment to proteins 6
Exons: 13
Coding region: 1-2307 (768 amino acids)
Cellular component (GO): plasma membrane
Source: RefSeq, a predicted model, not a curated record
AUGGCGCGGGGGGCCGGCCCGCCGCUGCGGCUGCUGCUCCUGCUCCUGCUGCAGCUCCUGGCGCUCCCCGCCGGCCGCGGCAACCGCACCGGCCCCGACUCCCUGUAUGUCUCCGAGUACUUCUCCCAGAGCGCACAGAAGCUGUCCUUCUACAGCUGGUAUGGGAACGCCAAGCUCUUCCACUUCCACGUGCCAGAAGACACAGUGCUGCUUCGCUGGCUCCUGCAAGCGUCCCGGGGGAAAGGACCUGAGUGCACCAACAUGGAGAUCACAGUGCAUUUUCGCUACGGAGCCCCUCCUGUAAUUAAUCCACUGGGGACUCGUUUUCCUGCAAAUGCGACCGUCCGUCCUUCCUAUAACAUAAGCAUCACUCUGAGCAGCGCUGUGCAAAACGCCACCUUUGUGAACGUCACCACCCCUGCUGCCGGAGACUGGUUCAUCGCUGCCCAUCUCCCUGAGGCUGCUGGCAGGAUUGAAGUGAAGGGUUUCUCCACUCCAUGCCCCUAUAUGUUCCAGGCAGAUAUGUUUGUGCUCAGACUCACUGAUAUGCCUGUUCUGGAGCCUGGUGUUGCUAUGCCACAAAGGGUCGUCUCGCCUGCUAAGCCACUGCAUGUUAAGGUCUUCGUUCCCAAGCACGCUGCCAGGAUGCGGUUUGAGCUGCGAAGCUGCAUGACAAGCGAGCAGAAAGCGUGCGCUGUGCGGGUAGUGCUGGGCUCCAUCACGCUGCCCCAGUCCUUCCAGAGGAUCGUCACCUGCGUGGGGAAUGUAAACUGCAGCCUGGCCCUGGACUCGCCCCCCUGGGAGAAGUGGCUGCAGAUCAUGGUGGAGAGUCUCGGCGCUGCCAAUGCCACUGUGUUGGUGGAGAUGCUGGCUUCUUUCACAGCUUGCAGACCAGGAAGUACCAGUUCAUUUCUUAACUUCAGCAGCCUAAACCAGAGCCAAACUGGUCCCAGACCAGGUAGCGCAGGAGCAGCAGGGACCUCGGCUCUCUCUGCUGGAGAGGCUUCACGCAAUGCGUCCAACCAGAGGAGCUUCUGUCUGCAGAACCAACCCGUCGUUCGUGAGGACCUGGAUGUGGUGUCUGUGCGCUACAGGCUCUUGAACGGUCCCAGUGUGCCUGUGAACUCCCUCUCCCCGACCCUCCUCCUCCUCAACCUGAACACUGGCAUGGACAGUGGGGGUUCCCUCGUGGUCAGUCUCCUGCUUAACAAGACAUCCGUGAGCCUGGCCAAUGCCACCGUGGUAGCGUGUGUGAGUGCUGCUUCACCGGUGCUGUCCCUCAAUGCCACACAGAACUGCAGCACAGCUUUUUUCCAGGGCUACCCUCUGAGCGUGAGCACGUCCUCUGUGGAAGCGAUGCUGAUUGUCCUGUACCCGCAGACGGAUGACUGGUUCCUCUCCCUGCAACUCAUCUGCCCGAAGGGUCAGGGUGAAUGUAAGGCUGCAGAAGCCAAAGUGACCGUCUUCGCAUACCUCACCCCCUGCUUCAAUGACUGUGGGCCGUACGGACAGUGCAGCCUCCUGAGAAGACAUGGCUACCUCUAUGCUGGCUGCAGCUGCAAGGCUGGUUGGGGCGGGUGGAGCUGCACGGACGAUACCAAGGCCCAGUCUGUCGGCGCGCAGAACCUGGCCACUCUCCUGCUCACCCUGAGCAACCUCAUGUUCCUGCCAGCAAUAGCAGUUGCUGUUCAUCGCUACUACCUGGUGGAGGCCUCCGUCUACACCUACACCAUGUUCUUCUCCACGUUCUACCACGCGUGUGACCAGCCAGGCGUCGCGGUGAUGUGCAUCAUGGACUAUGACACACUACAGUACUGUGACUUUUUGGGCUCUGUGGUGUCCAUCUGGGUGACGAUCCUGUGCAUGUCCAGGGUGAAGAAGAUCCUGAAAUACGUCCUUUUCGUCUUGGGGACCUUGUUAAUUGCCAUGUCCCUGCAGCUGGACCGCAGAGGGGUGUGGAACAUGAUGGGUCCCUGCCUCUUUGCCCUCGUCAUCAUGAUUGCAGCGUGGGUUUACCACGGAGUGAAACGCAGACACUGCUACCCCUCCUCGUGGAAGCGUUGGGUUUUCUACCUCCUCCCAGGGAUCACCUUGGCUUUCAUUGCCAUCUCAGUAUAUGCAUUCAUGGAAACCAAUGAGAACUAUUACUACACCCACAGCAUCUGGCACGUGUUGGUGGCUUGCAGUGUUGCUUUCCUGCUUCCUCCUCGGGACAAGCAUAAGAAGCCCUGGGCCUGGUCACAGAAGCUCACUUGUCGCUAUCAGAUCUGCCAGAAUGACCGUGAGGAGCUCUAUGCAGUGACCUGAAACUGCUCGGCUCCCGGUUGCAGAGGUGGAGGGCUGGUGAGGUUGCUCU